Rhinocladiella mackenziei CBS 650.93 is the source of this 1230-nucleotide messenger RNA. RefSeq lists its product as uncharacterized. Gene Ontology annotation, cellular component: cytoplasm. NCBI's taxonomy places the organism in Eukaryota, Fungi, Ascomycota, Eurotiomycetes, Chaetothyriales, Herpotrichiellaceae. The coding region runs from base 1 to 1230 and encodes 409 amino acids. The transcript is spliced from 2 exons. The record is from RefSeq and is a predicted model, not a curated record. Gene Ontology annotation, molecular function: cysteine synthase activity.
AUGCAAUGGAAGGACCAUCAACUCCUCCUUGGCUUUGCGUCUGGCCUUGUCGUAGCUGCCCUCAUUGACCAGCUCCGUCAGCGCUACACAUCAUCCCCAUCAAAAUCAAGUCGUCUAUCGAAGACCAAUCCAUCUUCGCCAAGCCAAUCGCCCCGUCCAGCAGGCUCGGGUAUUGAGUCCACAAUUGGAAAUACACCUCUCAUUGAAAUACCGUCCCUCUCCGCGGCAACCGGAUGCACUAUCCUUGCAAAAUGCGAAUUUCUCAACGGGGCCGGCAAUAGUCCCAAAGAUCGCGUGGCACUGAGCAUCAUCGACCGCGCCGAAGCCGAUGGGCUUUUGGUUCCGUACUCCGGCGACACAGUGUACGAAGGAACCGUGGGUUCAACUGGUAUCUCGCUCGCGACCUUGUGCCGCGCUCGAGGCCACCUCGCGUACAUCUGCAUGCCGAGUGACCAAAGCCAUGAAAAAUCGAAUCUCUUGCUUAAGCUCGGCGCCGUGGUCGAGCGACUAUCUCCAGCCCCGAUCGUCGACCCGGGCCAUUUCGUCAACCGGGCCCGAAAUCUGGCGCGAGAGCACACGAAUGACCCCAAUAGGGAGGGUAGGGGCUACUUUGCCAACCAGUUCGAGACAGAGGCGAACUGGCGCGCACAUUACGAGGGAACAGGGCCUGAGAUCUAUGCGCAAGCCAAUGGACGAAUCGAUGCAUUUGUUGCCGGCGCCGGAACUGGCGGCACCGUGUCUGGGGUGGCCAUGUUUCUCAAAGAGUGUCUGUCGCGAGUUCAGGUUGUGCUCGCCGAUCCCCAGGGCAGUGGUCUGUACAAUAAGAUCCAGCAUGGGGUCAUGUUUCACAGUCUAGAAAGAGAAGGGACUCGGAGACGGGAUCAAGUCGAUUCCAUCGUGGAGGGCAUUGGGCUGACGCGCUCCACAGCCAAUUUCGAACAGGGCAGAGAAUUGAUUGAUGAUGCCGUCAAGGUCACAGAUACUCAGGCAAUGAAUAUGGCGAGGUGGUUAGUGGAACGUGAAGGGAUAUUCAUUGGAAGCAGCAGUGCGGUCAAUUGUGUUGCUGCUCUUGAAACGGCCUUCAAGCUCGGCCCUGGUCAUCGAGUCGUAACGAUUCUCUGUGACUCGGGUCUGCGCCAUCUUUCCAAAUUCUGGGCUCAGGUAGGUGAUGUUGGAGGGGAAGCAAGAACGACCAUCGAGGAUAUCCGUCAAGGCAGAUCCCUGAGCUGA